AUGGGCGCGGAAGCCGAAUCUGAAAGCACCAUAGAGGAGCGAAUCGGCCUUACCUCACUCUACCCAAAGAGCAGCAAGGACACAUCCAAGCCACGGAAGAACCUCAUCCUACGAACAGUUGCUGCAGUUCUCGUUGCUACCCUGGCUAUAUGCGGAGCUUACGCGGUCGGAGCCCAAGCGAUCGAAACGCUGACACGGGAUGACGCCCCAUGCCUGUGCGGAUUCACAACUGCCGAGGGAAUUUCGCGGAACUGCCAGUUCGAUGAGAUUGAGUUAUGUUGGUUGAGACCGGAAUGCAUUGACUUCGAUCUCACGCAUGAGUUCACGACAGCCUCUCGUUCUGACAAGGGGGGCGCCUGGCUAUACCAGACGGAGAUGGAUGGCAAGUACCGUCUCAUCAACGGGACCGAGCUAUCCAUGCUGAUCGAGCCCGGGAGGACCAUAUGGUUUACCUACGAGCAACAUGUUGUGCAUUGCAUCUUCUCGUGGAGGAAGCAGUUCCGACAGCAAUUCACAGGCAUUGUGAUGCAUAUGACCGCAUCGGAUGAGGGACAUAUCAGACAUUGCGGUGAGAUGUUUAUGCUUAAUGCUCAUGCAGAAGAAUUGAAGGACGUUAAGAAGCGCGACACCUACGUGGAUCUGUUCAAGGAUGACGGGCCAGCUCCCGCACCGGAAGAGGGUGGUGGCGCCUACAAACGCUCUGAUAGGGCCAAUUCGGGGAAGCGUGACACCUAUAUCGAUCUGUUCAAAGACGAUGGGCCAGCUCCCGCGCCGGACGCCGGGUCGGAGAAGCGGGACACCUACAUCGAUCUGUUCAAAGACGAUGGGCCAGCUCCUGCGCCAGACGCUGGAUCGGAGAAACGUGACACCUACAUCGAUCUGUUCAAGGAUGACGGACCAGCUCCCGCGCCGGACGCUGGAUCGGAGAAGCGUGAGACCUAA
Messenger RNA from Alternaria metachromatica, 942 nucleotides. RefSeq lists its product as uncharacterized. Lineage: Eukaryota; Fungi; Ascomycota; Dothideomycetes; Pleosporales; Pleosporaceae. The coding region runs from base 1 to 942 and encodes 313 amino acids. The record is from RefSeq and is a predicted model, not a curated record. The transcript is spliced from 2 exons.